Messenger RNA from Mucor mucedo, 2081 nucleotides. RefSeq names its product Na+ dependent nucleoside transporter C-terminus-domain-containing protein. Lineage: Eukaryota; Fungi; Mucoromycota; Mucoromycetes; Mucorales; Mucoraceae. Gene Ontology annotation, cellular component: membrane. The transcript has 3 exons. Gene Ontology annotation, molecular function: nucleoside transmembrane transporter activity; symporter activity. The coding region runs from base 205 to 1983 and encodes 592 amino acids. The record is from RefSeq and is a predicted model, not a curated record. Gene Ontology annotation, biological process: nucleoside transmembrane transport.
CCUAAAUCUCAACCAAUCGAAUACAACUGUCAAAAAGGUAUUUUAUGGAGUUCCAAUGUGUUUUUUUUUCAUUAUCGAUUUAGGACUAUAUAGUACGGUCUUAGAACGUAAAGGUCAACUCUUUUUUCUCUCUUUUCUUCUUCUAUUUACUACAUACAUAAAACAACAAGAGUUCUAAUUUGAAAGCCCCUGCCGGUUUAAAUCAUGUCUAUUCAUAACAAUCAACCUAGUGGUCUCUCUGCUGAAGACAACUUGAUGCAUCGUACUCAUACCAGCUUGACCGAUGCUCUCGACUCUCAUUCCGAUGUCAAGAAGCCUGUCGAAGAAAAGUGUACCACUACGGCCAUCGAUAUUCCUUCUAUUCUCAAUGAAAAGGAUGAAGUCUUUUCUGAUUGUCAUGAAUCCGAGCAUGUCAAAAAGGCUUCCAAGUUUGGCUUGUUUUAUAAACGACAUCUUCCUUGGUUCCACGGGGCUGAAGUCCUUAUUGCUACCGGGUUUGUAGCUGCCUCUUUUGCUCUUCAGGUCCCUAGAGGUUAUAGUCAAGAAAACCUUAUCUUGGGCUUGAUCUACGGUUUUUUCAUGUGCUACAGGUUCUUUGAUUAUGUACCUUCUCAAUAUGUCUCGGACACUUGGAUGACUUGCGUCCGCUUUGUUGGUGCACCUAUUAUGCGUCUUCCCAAACACAUUCGCUCAAUUGGUUAUGGUCUUCUCGUGCUUACUGUUAUUGUCUGCACUAUUUUCAGUUUGCCAGAGAAUGAUCACUCCACUAGAAUUCAACGUUUAAUUGCCUUAUUCGGUGUUUUUGUCUUCAUGUUUUCUCUCUAUAUCACAUCUGUAAACCGCAAGGCUGUCAAUUGGAAUACUAUCUUUAGUGGAAUUUUAUUCCAGUUCUUACUUGCACUUUUCGUCUUCCGUAGCACGGUCGGAAACGACAUUUUUAAUUGGGCAUCCACUUUUGCACAAGGCUAUCUUUCUAAGGCACAUUAUGGUACAGCAUUUGUCUUCGGUGAUGUUGUUGCCGAUUCCGGAAUCUUUGCUGUUACUGUGUUCCCUACACUUGUGUUCUUUGCUGCCACAGUGCAAAUCUUGUAUUACUAUGGAGCACUUCAGUGGCUUCUCCAAAAAUGUGCAGUGUUCUUUGUCGCGCUCUUACAAGUAUCUGGUGCUGAAUCCGUGGUAGCAGUAGCUUCACCUUUCUUGGGUCAAGGAGAAAACGCCCUGUUGAUUAAACCCUUCUUACCCUAUUUGACUAACUCCGAAAUGCAUCAAGUCUUGUGUUCCGGAUUUGCAACUAUUUCUGGAUCAGUGCUUUAUGGUUAUAUUGCGAUGGGUGUGGAUGGCCAAGCGCUCUUAACAUCCUGUAUCAUGUCGAUUCCUUGCGCAAUCGCGGUUUCUAAAAUGAGAGUCCCUGAGGAAGAUGUUCCUGUUACUGCUCAUGAGAUUCGUGUCCCUCCUAGUGAUGAAAAGCCCGCUAAUGCAUUACACGCCGCCGGUUUCGGUGCUGCUACGGGUAUCAGCAUUGCUCUUUCAAUGAUUGCCAAUUUGAUUUCGUUGCUUGCUCUUUUGUACGCUGUCAAUGCGUUUUUGACGUGGUUGGGCAACUUUGUUUAUAUCGAGGAGUUAACACUUCAGUUUAUUACUGGAUAUUUGUUUGUACCCGUUGCUUGGUUAAUGGGUAUUGAUAACUCAGAUCUUGUGAUUGUCGGUAGAUUGCUAGCUACCAAAAUCUGGGCUAAUGAAUUUCUUGCAUAUCAACAAUUGUCCGACACCUUUAGUAAGGUCAUUACACAUCGCUCCUACAUGAUUACUACCUAUGCCCUUUGUGGGUUUGCUAAUUUGGGUAGUGUUGGUAUGCAAAUUGGUGUAUUGAGUACAUUGGCUCCAAAGAGAAGUGGAGACAUUGCUCGAUUAGCUGUAUCUGCCAUGAUCUGUGGUGCUUUUAGUACUUGGAUUUCAGCUGCUAUUGCCGGCAUGCUUCUUUAAUUUAAUUCGUCUUUCCCUUUUGUACAUAUAUGUCAAUAAUAUUUAAAAAAACAAUAAACUAAUACCACAUCGCUGAAAAAAAUAAAAAGCUAGUUUUU